Messenger RNA from Oxyura jamaicensis (ruddy duck), 3941 nucleotides. Its product is annotated as KIAA1958 ortholog. The record is from RefSeq and is a predicted model, not a curated record. NCBI's taxonomy places the organism in Eukaryota, Metazoa, Chordata, Aves, Anseriformes, Anatidae. The transcript is spliced from 4 exons. The coding region runs from base 451 to 2742 and encodes 763 amino acids.
AGAUAGCUGUAGUGAAUUUCCAGCACCUAGGGAUGCUUCAGUCUGCAUUAGAUAUUGCUGCAGAAAUGUGCUAUGGAAGAUUAAGGCUUUGCCAUCUGUAAUGCAGUUAAAAUAGUGUUGUUCACAUUGAAGCUAUAGUGUGUUAUUGCCAGCUAGUGUAUGAUUUUGGAGUAUACACAUGAGCAGGUUAUUAAGCCUGAGUCAUCUUAUUGAAUCUUGCCAGUCUGAAUGAAGGACUUAUAUAAUCUUUAAAAUGUGAUUUAGUGAAGAAGAGCAGACUGCCAGCCAGCAGCACACUGUCUGGGUGAGCACACAAGCUCCCUCUUCAGGAAAUCAGGCAAGCAGCAAGCAUGAGUCUGGCAGCGCGCAAGUUUGAGCGCCAGGACCCUGUCAUCUGAACCCUGUCUCCAGCUGACUUUCCAGCUCGCUGGGUGCUGUUCAUCCCACACCAUGGAGGACUGCCUUCACACCUCCUCUGAAAACCUGUCCAAGCUGGUGAGCUGGGCCCACAGCCACGGGACCAUCUGCAGCCUCAUCCCCAACCUCAAGCACCUGCUGUCUGAGGGGGCCCACGGCAACCUGACGGCCAUGUGGGGCUGCAGCGCCGGCCAUGCCUACCACUGGCCCCUGGCCGCCACGUGCCGGGCGGGCUCCCAGGAGCGUGUUUGUUUCCAGGACAGCCGCAGCUUCAACUCAGACAGCCCCAGCAUGCUGGGGGUGCCCUCAGAGGUGCAGGCCAGCCCCCUGGAGCGCUACCCAGGCCGGCCGGGGAAGGCCAAGCUGGACUGCACCCGCACCCGUGACUCCUGUGACUUCUCCUACUGCAGCGAGCCCUCAGAGCUGGGUGAGCCAGUGGAGGAGUAUGAGGAUGAGGCCACACUCUUUGACAUGGUCUGUGAGUCCUCUGUGACUGAUGAGGACAGUGACUUCGAGCCUCAAUCCCACCGCGCCCCCGGCGGCCCUCGGAAGCGGCCUCCCGCCAUAGUCCCUGCCGCCGCCCACGCGCAGCCAGCCGAUGAGGGGGGCAGCGAGGUGCUCCUCAAGAAGAUCAAGCAGGAGCUGCCCGAGGACUACUACAUUGUGGCCAACGCCGAGCUGACGGCUGGUGCCGAUGGGCCAGCACUGGCCCUCACCCAGAUGUCCAAGCCCAAGCCACCAGCACAAGCUGGACCCUCUGGCAUGGUUGCCACCAGGACCCUGCCCCUGCCCGCUGCUGGCCCGGACCCCGACCCGCCGCAUCUCUGCGCCUCCCCACCUGGACCACCACGGCUCCCUGCUCAGAGGCCACCCCGGUGUGCCCUGGCCUCCCCAGCCCGGGGUACAGCUGGUGGCAUCCCCUCAGCCACCCUACAGGUGCCAGCCACCAGCUCCAAUGCCACAGCCAUGGGGAAGGCUAUCAGCAUCCCACUGUCAGCCCUGCAGCUGCCCGGCCAGGAGGAGACCCCAGCCACCGAGGAGACCCCACCGCCCGCCCCGCAACCGGCCCCGGGCAGCGAAGCAGCCGCAUCGCCCUCGGUGAGCACAGAGCCCGAGGUCAGCUCCAGCCAGCAGCAACCCCCUGCUGCUCCCACUGCCACCCCCGAGGCAGCGGUGCCGUCGAUGCCAGUAGUUUCCAGAAGGACCACUGAAAAAAUACCCCAAAGGAUAAUCCCUGGCCAGAAGAGCUUUUCAUCUCUACUCAGAAAGAUGCAGCAAGACCAGGAUGAGAGAGCUGCAGAGCUCAGCAGGGAGCAGAAUGAGAAGACCAUUCGCAGUACACAGACAGCUCUCCGCAAUUUCCGAGAGUUCCUCAUCUCCAAGUAUCCUUCUGAGACCCGAGAGAUCUACGUCAUCCCCUGCAAAGAGCUUGAUGCCUACCUUGCUUCCUUUUUUGUGGAUGCCAGGCAGAAGGAUGGGUCUGAAUAUGAGCCAAACAGCUUGGCCAACUAUCAGUGUGGGCUGGAGCGGUAUCUCAAAGAGCACAGGUAUGGGUACAGUAUUACCAGGGAUAAGGAGUUCAAAAGGUCCCAGGAGGCGCUAAAGCAAAAGCAGAUAGAGCUGAGGUGUAAAGGAAAAGGAAACAAGCCACACAAAUCCAUGAAGCUCACCUUUGCUGACGAACUUAUUCUGCGUAAAAGAGGCUUAUUGAGCCGGUACAAUCCUGAAGGGCUCUUGAACCUCGUCUGGCUGAACAACACUAAGGCCUUCGGACACUGCACAGGUUUUCAUGGAUCCACCCUCAAGUGGGGAGACAUCCGGCUGCGGGUGACAGAGACGGGACUGGAGUACCUGGAGUGGAUGGGACCGGACAAUGGAGAUGUCAAUGCCAAGAGCAAGAGAGGGGGGACGGACUCGCGGGUGUACGCUACCCAGCACUCGCCACAGACCUGCCCCGUGCAAGACUACAAGGAGUAUGCCCAGAGGCGGCCUCCAGCCAUGCGCUACGAGGAUGCGCCUUUUUACCUCUCCAUCAAACCCGUUGUCAACUUGGCUGCUCUUCACUGGUACAACUGCCAAGCCCUGGGGAAAAACAAGCUUGCCAAGAUGGUAAAGACGAUGUGCGAGAAGGGCAACAUCCCUGGCAGGAAGACCAACUUCAGUGUCUACCAGAGCUGUAGCACGUUGUCAGAAGCGCAGAGCAACCAGCUCGUGCUGAUCUGCAAUAACUUGAGCCAGCAGGCUGCCCAGUCCAUGGCAAGCCACUCCAAUACUGGCAAUUUCAUAGUAUCAGCAUCCUAUGACUCUUCCUCUGACACAGCUUGAAGAGUGAUAUAACCUGGACAGAUUUUUAUUUUCCAUUUUGUUUCAAGAGUUGAAUUUGUGCCCAAUAAUAUGCAUCAACUGUGAUUGUACACUAUUCCCCCAUAGCCCUCUCUCCAGUGUUAAUUCACUUUAUAAAAAUAUAUAAAUAUAUAAUAUAUUUUUCUUUUUACAAAUAAGUCAAUAGAAAUAGUUUAGUAUUACUAACAUAGUAUUUAUAGUGUUAAUACAAAAAUGAAAGUUACUUAUGGGUUAUAAUAUAAUUGCAGAUUUUAAAAGGACAAAAGUGGUUCUCAGGCAACACAAGAUAGACUGGAAAUACCAUUUUUAAGAUGCACACAUCGGUGACUGUAAAUCCCCAGGGAGGCUUACGUAGCAAUUCUAUUUUAAAGCAAUUUUUUGACUUCUUAUUUUAACAUGGCCUCCUAGAGUAGAGGAGACAAACUUAUCACUGGCUGCUGCUCCUUACCUGCUGGCUUGUUCUUGAUCAGCAAGACAAGGAAAUAAGAGAUACAGCAAUGUAAGGUUGUGAAAGCAUUAACAACAAUUUUUACCUGCUUGUUUGUUUGUUUUAAUUUUGUUUCCUGAGACUUUAUGCCCGAUGGAAAAGAAAAAUCCUGAAGUCAGCUAAAAGCUAUUUUUAGCUUUUGUUUUUGUUGAUGAUUUUCUGUGAUCACAAUGUCACUGGUCUUUAGUCUAAAAGAUACUAUUUUCAACAACAAGCAGAAGUAUAAUGGCAAAAGAAGUGAAACAAAUAAUUUUAACUCUUUAAGCACUGGUCAUUAGUAUUUUGUCACUGUGUAUACUUAAUGUAAAAUCUACUGACUUUGAGCCACUCUUUCAGUAUUCUGGGGAAUGCAACAGUUCAGAAAAAUCCAUAAUCUUAUCUCAAACUAUACAGAGAAAAUGCAUUAAAUAUGUCUUAAGCCAUCAUUUGAAAUUCACAAAAAAUAACAUAGGAAAUGUAAGGAUAGAUUGAUAUUUACUUCAGAGAAUGAAAAAGCUGUAUAGUUUUAAGCACUGGAAAACAAUUUGAAGUCACCUACACAUAAUCUAUUUCCAUUGUAGACAAUGGAAAAUGGGUGUUUGACUCUGAAGGCAGAAUUUGGUCCUUAAAGCCUUGAAAUAAUGAAUGCUAUUGUCCCAACAUUUGACUUUGCAAUGUAACUGUUUUCUGAGUACAGGAAAAACACUAACAAAUA